CAGCAGCAGAGGCAGCAGCAGCGGGUAUGGAGGGUGUGAAACAUGGCUCGUCACGGAAAUAAGUAACGGGACCGAGGGACGCUGUUAUUUAAACCGAGGAGGACGCCAGAAAGUACCGCGAAAAAAGAAAGAAAGAAACCGAGAUACAUCUAAAGUCGGAGCCACGCGUUUCAGUGUUGAUGUUGGUGUUUGGACGCGAAUACCUGCCGAAAAUAAUCCCGACGACCUUUAUUGAGACUCCUCUGUCCUGUGUGACCCCCCUGACACAGAGAGGAUGGUGAUGGAGGAGGGGGGGCAGAGAGACAGAGAGAGGAGAGCUCCAGCGACGGCGCAAGCAGAGGAGAGGCGGAUUUUCCUGGAGCUCGGGGAGCAGAACUUUGAUGCCAUUUGUCUGUCAACAUAUCGAACAGCCUGCAAGCUCAGAUUUAUACAGAAGAGAUGCAACUUGCAUCUCAUUGACAUUUACAAUGUGAUCGAAGCGGUGCGGGAUGCUGGUCUAAACGCAGUAGAGCUGAAUGCUGGCAUCUCUGUGACCAGACUGGAGAACCUCGUGUCCUCUCUGUUCAACCAGCUCAGCAAACGCCUGCCCACCACACACACCAUCAACCCGCAGCAGAGCACCGUCCUGCUGGUCGAGUUCUUACUGGCUGCCAUCGAGUGUGAGCCGGACAGCCGUCUGACAGUUUUCUCUGUAAAGGCGAUGCUGGCCACUCUGUGUGGAGGGAAGCUGGUGGAUAAACUCCGCUAUGUGUUUUCUCAGGUAUCUGACCCCAAUGGUGUAUUGGUACUGUCCAAGUUUGAUCAAUUUCUGAGGGAGUCUCUCAAGCUGCCCACUGCCGUAUAUGAAGGACCUUCCUUUGGCUACACACAAACCUUAGCACACUCCUGCUUCCCCCAACAGAAGAGAGUGAUGCUCAACAUGUUCCUGGACAUUGUGGCUGACCCUCCUCAGUGUCUCAUUUGGCUGCCUCUGAUGCACCGCCUGGCCAAUGUGGAGCAUGUCUAUCAUCCCGUCUCGUGCUCUUACUGUCGGAGCAACGGCAUGACGGGCUUCCGCUAUCGCUGCCUCCGUUGCCGCGGUUACCAGCUCUGCCAGAACUGCUUCUGGCGUGGCAACACCAGCGGCUCGCACAGCAACAAGCAUCAGAUGAAGGAGCACUCUUCCUGGAAGUCACCGGCGACAAAGAUCGGUCGAGCCCUGAGCAGGACUCUGGGCUGCGUGUCGUCUAGGGAGCCGCCACACCCAAUUUACCCAGAAGAACCCGAGAGGACCCUUAACCUCGCCAACAUAGUACCAUCGAGACCCGCUGGGAACACCAGUGAAGCCAUGCUGCUGUCUUCAUCAGCUCGCGAGUCCUCGAAAAGCUUGGCGGCGGCUCAGCGAAUGAACGAGGAGCACGCUCUGAUCGCUUCAUAUGUGAAUCGCCUCCAGGGCAGCCCGCGUGUUGACAGCCCCAGCAGGCAAGACGACGAGCACAAACUGAUCGCUCGCUACACCACACGACUGGCAGAGACCGAAGGCACAGGAGUGAUCCCGACGCGGAGCAUCAACUUUGACGCGAACAAACAGAAGAGGGAGCUCAUUGCUCAGCUGGAGUCUAAAAACAGAGAGAUCUUGGCAGAGAUCAAACGUCUCCGUGCAGAGCAUGACGCAGCGUGCCAGCCCAGCCCGGAGAAGGGCAGCACCAACCCGACUCUGCUGGCCGAGCUCCGUCUGCUCAGACAGAGGAAAGACGAACUGGAGCAGAGGAUGUCGUCGCUGCAGGAGAGCAGGAGGGAGCUGAUGGUGCAGCUGGAAGGACUGAUGAAGCUGCUCAAGGAUGAGGAACAGCGACAGGCAGCGCAGGCAGCCGGCUCUUCUCACUCCUCUCCCUCUCGGCCGAGCCCGUCAGCCGUCCGCUCUGUAGGUGCUGUACCCUCCCAGACACACAUGUAUCCUCCUCAGGACUCCCUCGCUGGGGUGGGAGGUGAUGUACAAGAGGCUUUUGCUCAAGGCCCGAGGAGAAACCUGAGAAACGACCUCCUGGUUGCAGCCGACUCCAUCACCAACACCGUGUCCUCGUUGGUCAAAGAGCUUCACUCAGAUGACAGUCGGGAGGAGGAGGAGAGAUUGCUGAAUGGGAAGGAAAGAGCAGGUUAAAAUGCUGACAGGACACAAUGUUAAAAGUGGAGUCAUGUUUCAUCACGGCCAAAGAAGACUGACUGAGUACAUCUUCAGAUAUUCGUUUUUAGCCGACGGGGAGGGGAAGAGCUCCUCUUCCCAAUCAACCAAUCACGAUGCUGGACACCAAACGGCCGCUGGGUCACUACUGAUGUAUAGCUGUGAUUCUGUGUGCGUCUGUUCACUGUGAUUUUACUUUUGUUUUGAUUAUUUUUGAUUUGAUCACGCAUAGCUAAAUGAGGAAUCUGAAACCUACUGAUCUGUACUGUAGCAUGUGUGUGCGCUCAGCAUUUUUCUUUUUUUUCUUUUUUAAGCCACGAGUAAGGUUCGAGUAAGUGAGAAGAAAGAUGUUUGUAAAGGUGUAAAGAGCAUGAAAGCUUCAGGAUGAGGAAGGAGAUAAAGCAUGUAACAUAUGAGGUGGAGGAAGAGGAGAAGUCAAAGACUAGAGGCGAGCUGUAAAGUUUUAAGAUUUGGCACUGUGUGCUUAGUAUUUAUUGCUUUAAUUUGUUGAGGUUUUUUGGCAUUUAUUCUUUCGGUUUGAUUGUUUUUGUGUGUACGAGUGUCGUCGGGUCCUGCUGAGACGAUAAGCUUUAAUGGGAUGUCUACUGCUGCGUCAAGUCCGGCAGAGUGGAGAGUUAAAGUCCUGGUGUCUAAAAGCAAAAUAUAAAAAAACACAGGCUGUAUGUAAAAGAUGGACAUUGUGUCACCGCUUUCUUCCAUUGUACAAAAUCUAGAAAAUAUUGUGGAAAAGGGGAAAAUCUUCAGCUUAUGGCUUUCUAGUUCAGCAUUAUUUGCAGCUGCUCUCUCUGCUCUGUCUAGAUGGCUGAAAAGCUGCAGUUCCAACUUCACAGCAAAAAUAAGCAUGUUUACAGCCUCUUUUAUUCUCUAUAGCAACCAUACCCAUUUAAGACAGCUGUACAUGGGGUACCAUUUCAAUAAAGCACCUACUUGAACUAUAUUGAGCCUUUCAGUUUGGUGUUGCUGUGCUGUUAACUGUGCUAAAAGCCUGUGCAAAGAAACCUGUGCUCCAGCUUUAGCAAGUGAAGUUCUAGUAUUCUAAGUAGCAGGUAUGAGUCUUUAAAUUGCCCUCAUACAGUCUGUGGAUACAGUGCACCAUUUCAUCUGAAUAUGGUGACUUCUAGCUCCAAAAAAAUGAAGAUGAAGAUGGCUCAAAUGCAAAAAAACCCCACAAGGCUUAAAAACCGCUUCCAUGUCUCUGAACUGAUUUGCUGGCUGAUCUUGGUCACACAUCAAAUCCCUCAGAGACUGCUGCAUGUUGUCCAUCUUUCUAUACAGUCUGUGUGUGAAACCUGCCGGUAAUGAUAGCAGCUCAGGGUGUUCAGGCCUCCCUGUGUAUCCUGGUACUGCAGUGUGUGUAACUUCAACAGGGUCAAUUUUACUAAAGAGUAGCAAAGUUGAAAAUACUUACACCCAGCAAAUGAACAGUUAAACAUCAUAUCAACAUAUUGUAUGAGCAGUUUUGCCGGACAUUUCUGUAGCUUUUUGCUUUUCCAUGUGAAAAUCUGGAUACUUUUACAUCAUCAAGAUGAAGUCUGCCUCUUAUGAAGGGUUAUAAGUGCUUUGAUUUAAGUCAGAAAGUUUGAGAAGACAUAGAGGGGAGAAAAAGUCCCCGUUGCUCUGACUGAACCACACAGGAAACUGUUUUUACUUUAACUUUACUUCAAAUCAAAGACAUCAGAAGGGAUUUAUUUAAAAUAUUCAAAACAAUCCAAUCCUUUGCUACUUUUUACUGCCUUUUAGAGCUUCCUCCAAAAUGCAGGGGAUUUACAGGAGUCGAACUUCUCCGCCCAUCAACCCCAAAAAUUAUGUCUGUAUUCAAAUCCAAAGAGAUUUUAUUUUAUCCACAGCAUGUUUUUAAACACCUGUACAGGUUGUUGGUUUGUUCUCUUUACUGUUUUAUACGUUUUCAGUUCGGUUUCCCUCAGCUUUCAUCAGCCCUCCAGGUUGUUUGACUGACUUACUGCGACUGGGAUUAUCACUUUUCGAGUCUGCCAAAUGAUUGACUGACUGUGUGAGUGAGUUAAUAAAUACAUGAGCUCAUGUUUCGGUGCGUGCAUGUGUGUGUGAGAAAGUAAGUGAGUGAGAGAAAUUGAGUGCGACAGGUCAGGCGCGUCCUGACAUGAAGCUGUAAACACCUUCAGCUCUGAGCCUGCUGGAGCUGAUGGUGUGAGUGAUAAGUGUGCAUCUGUGUUUGAUCUGCAAUAAAUAGUAUUUAACAUCAAA
Molecule: messenger RNA, 4405 nt
Organism: Pelmatolapia mariae (spotted tilapia)
Lineage: Eukaryota; Metazoa; Chordata; Actinopteri; Cichliformes; Cichlidae
Product: dystrobrevin beta-like
Exons: 22
Coding region: 275-2140 (621 amino acids)
Biological process (GO): synaptic signaling
Cellular component (GO): synapse; plasma membrane
Molecular function (GO): zinc ion binding
Source: RefSeq, a predicted model, not a curated record